AUGGUGACCUCCACAACUUCAACGACGACUACCACGUCUACAGCGUCCACAGACACGAUAACAACGAUUGCCAUGACAGGAAUCUUCACUCCACCGAUAUCCUGCUCCAGCUCAUGGACCUAUGAACCGCAGGCUGCAAAUGAUGUUGAGGGUGGUCUUUUAAUGCAGAACUGCGUGGAAGUUGAUGGGGAUAACACCGCAUGCUGGCCAUCCGGGUUUAACAACUGGGGGAGAACUAGCGCGUCACAAGUCUUCAGCCCAGGUUACUGUCCGGACGGUUAUACGUCCGCAGGUUUGUCUAUUGCGCAGUCUGUUACUGGUGCAGUAUGCUGUCUCGCAGAUUUUGCAUACAGCGUUGUGGGAGAGUACCCAGGAUGUAUCAGUACAUUAGCAUCGACAAAUUCAAUGCUCGUCACCAUCCGCCAGGAAACAGGGGAUAGUACAGAAAUUACCGGACCAGUCACAAUGUGGGGUCAACCCAUUAGUAUCCUAUGGGAGAAGAAAGACUUAAGCCUAUUUGUGCCCGCCACUACAACCUCAGCUUCAAUUACUUCAAGUACGGACUCGACAACGGCCUCUGGAACAACGGCGACCUCCUCGUUAUCGACCGCUUCAACUUCACCGGCAUCCGCAACGUCAGACUCGGGUAGCUCGUCUGUAGGAUCAUCGUCCGGUGGCUUGUCGACAGGAGCUGGAAUUGGAAUUGGAGUGGGUGUGGGUGUGGCUGGAGUAGCUGGGCUAGCCGCAUUAGCCAUUUGGUUUUUCAUGCGCAAGAAGCGCAGUCAGAGAAGUACCCCGGAGAACCCAGAUACCCGGAUCGAUUUCUACAACCCCCGGGCUCCGGGCGCUUCUUACAAGGACCCGGCAAACGCCCGUAUACCACCUUUGCAGGACUACAGGCCCACCGAGCUAGAUGGAUACGCGACCCGGGAGAAGCGUUUCCAUGAAUUGGACGCUACUUCAUGA
This is a messenger RNA of Penicillium longicatenatum, 966 nucleotides long. RefSeq lists its product as uncharacterized. The record is from RefSeq and is a predicted model, not a curated record. Bases 1 to 966 code for a protein of 321 amino acids. The transcript is spliced from 2 exons. NCBI's taxonomy places the organism in Eukaryota, Fungi, Ascomycota, Eurotiomycetes, Eurotiales, Aspergillaceae.